This is a messenger RNA of Vespa crabro (European hornet), 2841 nucleotides long. RefSeq names its product knirps-related protein-like. NCBI's taxonomy places the organism in Eukaryota, Metazoa, Arthropoda, Insecta, Hymenoptera, Vespidae. Gene Ontology annotation, molecular function: sequence-specific DNA binding; DNA-binding transcription factor activity; zinc ion binding. The coding region runs from base 711 to 2180 and encodes 489 amino acids. The transcript has 4 exons. The record is from RefSeq and is a predicted model, not a curated record. Gene Ontology annotation, biological process: regulation of DNA-templated transcription.
UUGUUUUUUUUUUGUUUUUUUUUCUUAACCAACGAAAAACACGAGGGGAAAAAAAGAAGAAGAGGAGAGAACAGAUAAAAAAAAACAGGAAGAAGAGGAGACGAGUGUCGAAACGGAGUGUGAUAUUGCGGGAGAGAGCGAGAAAAGGAAAAGGAAAACAAGAAAAAACAAGAAAAAGAAAGAACAAGGGAAAGACUUCGUUCGUUCUAAAACGGAUAAAUACAAAAUACACUUGUGUAAAGAGUCUCGUCACGUGCUCUCGAUUUGGUUGAUAACAGUGAAUUAUCAUUGGAUAUCAGGACAAGGUGAGGUGGACGCAGAGUGAUCGAAAAGAGAGAGAAAGAGAGGAGAAGAGGAUCGGAAGGUUUCCCUCUCGAAAGUGACUUUUUCCAAUAUUUGGGAUCUGUGAUUAACUUUUUCUCUCUCUAAAUAAAUAAAUAAAUAAAUAAAUAAAUAAAUAUAUAUAUAUAUAUAUAUAUAUGUAUAUAUACAAAUAUAAAAGUGAGAUUGAAGAAGAUAUAUCUAUAGUGCAGAAAGAGAGAUAGAAAUAGAGAUAUAAAAAAAAAAGGAGAGAGAGAGAGAGAGAAAAAGAGAGAGAGAGAUGGAGUAUCAUCGAUGAGAAGAUCUACGAACUCGAAUGCAACAAGGACGCACGUUGAAUGUCGUUAACGUCGAUGAACUAUUAAUCAUCAUCUUCUAAGAUCUUCAAGAUGAAUCAGCAAUGCAAGGUGUGCGGCGAACCCGCGGCUGGCUUCCACUUUGGCGCGUUCACCUGCGAGGGCUGCAAGUCCUUCUUUGGAAGAUCUUACAACAAUCUAAACAGUAUAUCCGAAUGCAAGAACGGCGGUGAAUGCGUGAUAAACAAGAAGAAUCGUACUGCCUGUAAAGCCUGCCGUUUAAGAAAGUGCCUUCUCGUUGGAAUGUCGAAAUCUAGCUCGCGUUAUGGGCGCAGAUCUAAUUGGUUCAAGAUCCAUUGUCUUCUUCAGGAACAACAACAACAACAACAACAGCAGCAACAGCAACAGCAACAACAACAACAGCAACAACAACAACAACAACAGCAACAACAGCAACAGCAGCAACAGCAACAACAACAGCAACAACAGCAUCAUUAUUCUCAAGCAUUGACAGCGAAUCCUCAAUUAUCUCAACAACAACGAAAAGCAAUGAGUCCACCGAUCGGUUUACAUCCGAGUCAAAGGAAGGAGGAUACAUUGUUGCUUGGAUUGGACGAUUAUAAGAAUUCAACGUCUCCUAGUAUAAGUUCUCCGGAAUCCCAUAACAGCGACAGUUCGGUUGAAAUAUCAGAAAGAAGGGCAGCGUUUGUUGGACAUCCAGGCUUUCGACCGCUACAUUCUCAUUUGCCACACUCGGUAGCCGAACUCUCGGCAUUGGGUAAAGAGAUGAUGACGUUACCACUUGGUUUUCAUCUCGGUGGAAUGUCCUUGAUUCAACCGGCGUUCUUACCACCCCCAAGUCUUACAAUGUUCUCGCCUUAUCAUCUAUACGCGACUCCACACGGCGGUUCUCACCCUUUGGUACCGUCUUGUCACUCACCUAGCGUACAUAGAAGUUCCCCAGUUAUCGAUGAUGUAUCCUCGACGAUAUCGACGUCACCGACGACAACGACGACGACGACAACGACGACGUUGACCGUUGUUCCAACGACGACGAGUAUCGAGACAACAACGAAUACGAUUAUUAACAUCGAUGACAAAGACUCCUGUCCAAAUAGUAAUAAUAAUAAUAAUAACAACAACAACAACAACAACAACAACAAUAAUAAUAAUAAUAAUAUUAAUAACAACAACAAUGACAAAUACGUUCACAAUCAGAACGUUAGAUCGACGAUAGAGAACACUACGUCGACCGAAAAUUAUAGCAAAAGAUUUUAUUUAGACGCGGUACUAAAGAGACAACGAUUAACAAGAGGUGGAUCUUCACCGAGAUCUUUAAAAACUUCAUCCGAUAGAGAAUCUUUGAGCUCGACUCCCGAACUCGACAUUGAUUGUCUACCACCACAAGACAAUCCCAUAGAUCUUUCAAUGAAAUCAACGACCGCCAGCGUAGUUGAUCCUACUCAGGAAGACGAGCUCGACAUGGAGGAAGAAGACAGCGACAGGGACAGCCCACCCUUGAAGAAGAGGCCUGCACCUAUCGAUCUCACUACGAGGUCUUAAGCCCUUCUUUUUCUUUUCUUCUCUCUCUCUCUCUCUCUUUUCUCUCUUUCUCUUUCUCUCUCUUCUUCUCUCUCAACCAUAACCACAACCCCAAGCCCAACCCCUCCCAGAAUAUGGAAUUUAUGAUUCCACGAUGACUCGUAAGAAUACUUUUCUUUGAAGAAAGAAAACAAGCGAUCCUUUCGUAUUCUAAAAAUGCGUUUACUAUGAAAAAUUUUACUUCUUUUCUCUAUUUCUCUCUCUCUCUCUUUCUUUCUUUCUUUCUUUCUGUCUUUCUCUUACUCUUUCUUUCUUUUCUUUCUCUAUCUCUUUCUAGUCUACCGAAAAUCGUUCCUAUACCGUGAGAAAGGUCAGGGUGCUAUUAUACGCGAUCUACGUUAGAUAUGUGUGAGAUAAUAGGAAGGUGCCUAAGCAAAACGGUGAAAUCGAAAAUUGCUAUAGGCGCACGAUGGACUUUGACAACGAUUCUCUACGAAGAUAACCCUUUUUGUUAUAUUUAAUUUUAUUCACAAUUUCCAUUGGUAUUGCUAAACGGACUUUGCGUAUUUAUGCGAGCUCGUAUGUGUGUGUAUGUGUAUAUAUGUGUGUGAGAGAGAGGGAGAGAGAUGGAGAGUGAGGGAGUUAGAAAAGAGAUAGGGAAAGAGAAAGAGUGAGAGAGAGA